Molecule: messenger RNA, 1641 nt
Organism: Hypanus sabinus (Atlantic stingray)
Lineage: Eukaryota; Metazoa; Chordata; Chondrichthyes; Myliobatiformes; Dasyatidae
Product: carcinoembryonic antigen-related cell adhesion molecule 5-like
Exons: 6
Coding region: 1-1641 (546 amino acids)
Source: RefSeq, a predicted model, not a curated record
AUGUCGGGACUGCCCUUCGCAGCUCUCGUUCUUUGUCUCCACAUAACGGCGGGUGAGUCCCAGCAGUUUACUAUUAUCAUUGAGCACAGCCAGAUAAAUGUCACCGCUGGAGGUGAGGCGCUUUUUUCAGUCCGGCCGUCGUCCAGCGUCAGCAGUGGAAGCUGGAAUUUUAAUGGGCUAACAGUCGCCCAGUGGAUCGGUCAGACCGGGACCAUUGACAAUGUCUACAGAUCUCGGGCUGAGUUAUUCACCUCCAACGGGUCGCUUCUGCUGAAGUCGGUGAACGUGUCGGACAGCGGGGAAUACCGUGUGAAUAUGGUUCCAAUUAGUGGCUCCCAAACCUCAGCGACCGUCACUCUGCGUGUCACUGAACCUGUUUCCAAUGUCACUGCAACAUCUAACGCCACCAUGCUGAUUGAGUACAGCGACACCGUCAGACUAACCUGCUCCGCAACAGGCACGGAUGUCUCUUACCUGUGGCUUGAGGAUAACAGCGUGAUCAUUCCCGGUGGCAGGUUUGAGCUGAGUGCCGAUCACAGCACACUCACUGUUUCUGGAGUGCUCCGGUCAGACGGAAAUUUCACCUGUAGAGCAAGCAACUUGAUUAACGAAAUCACAAGCAACCCGUUGUAUCUCGAUGUCCACUACGGACCGGACCUUCCACAUAUCAUCACUCAGCCGGACUCCCCUUUUCACGUUGCCGGAAGCACCGUACGAUUAACAUGUUUCUCCGAGUCCCGCCCAAGCGCUGAAUUGAAUUGGCAACUGAACGGUGCCCAUCUGCAAAGUGGGCAGGAGGUCGUCCUCGACAGCAUCUCUGUGAGCCACACUGGAGAGUAUACGUGUGAGGCCUAUAACAGGGUCACAAAAAGGAUCAAUGCCUCAACUACGCAAAUCAAUGUGUUCGAACCUGUUUCCAAUGUCACUGUAACAUCUAACGCCACCAUGCUGAUUGAGUACAGCGACACCGUCAGACUAACCUGCUCCGCAAGAGGCACGGAUGUCUCUUACCUGUGGCUUGAGGAUAACAGCGUGAUAACUCCCGGUGGCAGGUUUGAGCUGAGUGCCGAUAACAGCACACUCACUGUUUCUGGAGUGCUCCGGUCAGACGGAAAUUUCACCUGUAGAGCAAGCAACCUGAUUAAUGAAAUCACAAGCGACCCGUUGUAUCUCGAUGUCUACAACCCCUUGGGUAACGGCAGUAAACUGGAAUCUGAAUUGAUAUCGAAACACACAGGGAUAACAGCGAGGACUUACGACGACAUUAAGUUGGCGGCAUCCAAAUAUUAUGUACACUUUGUAGAUGAAAGCAAGGGCAUUUUAAUUGUAUUUACAGGGACAGUGGCUGGAGUUGCUGUGGUGGCCAAUGCUUCCACUCCCCUGGAAAACCUCGAUACCGUCGCACUGAGUUGUGACGCGUCGGGCACUGUUCAGACACGGACAUGGUUCAAGGACAACCAACCCAUCAAGGAAAACGGCAGAAUAUUUACAUCUCCCGACAAGGCGAAUCUGACUAUAAUCAGAGUGAACAGAAACGACGCUGGGACGUACAAGUGCAUCGCCAGCAACUCUUUCAGCAGUGGCGCUGGAGAGAUCUACGUGCAAGUUUACUGUAAGUACACAGUCAGUCAACCGCGUUAA